Caenorhabditis angaria is the source of this 642-nucleotide messenger RNA. The record is from the annotation of a GenBank genome assembly. NCBI's taxonomy places the organism in Eukaryota, Metazoa, Nematoda, Chromadorea, Rhabditida, Rhabditidae.
AUGUUGAUCAAAAUUGUUCUCCUCUCUUUUCUCGCAAAAACUUGUUCAUUUCACGGCGGAAUCAAAUAUCUAUUUGCGGACGUUGAUUUGCAUACAACCGCAGUCUGUCAAAUUGUGAAUUCCUCAUGGUGUGUGGAAGUUUUUUAUCUUGAAGAGGAUACAAGCAGGUAACGAAAAAACUGAAUCUGAAAAUCUCUUUGUUUUUUUUUGAAGUUAUGAAGGCGUUGGAUAUAUUUUCCGAUGUUUUUCUCCGAAUUAUACACCAAGAUUCAAUUCUUCCAAUACAUUUUAUGGGGAUGGAUUUUUCAAUGGUGUAAGAUACUUUAUUUUUUCACAUAACAUUUUUUUUUCUUUCACACAAUCAGAAUUUGGAAAUAGUUGUUGGCUAUCGUCAUAAUUGUACAUCCGAUGGUUCUAUCCGGGAAUACGUGGCUUUACAAGAAGAUGUAAGCGUUUACGCAGGGUGAGUCAAACUGUUCACCUAUGUAUGUACAUUUGAAAGAUAUUUUCAGAGAACAGAAAAUUGAAAAAAUCACAAUUUUGAAUGAUGAAGGAGAAGUUGGAAGUAAUUGGAACAAAGAUUAUUUCAAAGGAUUGAAAAUAAUUCAUUGGAAAACUUCUUUGUCAAUAACUUUGGAAUAA